Dovyalis caffra is the source of this 1380-nucleotide messenger RNA. The record is from the annotation of a GenBank genome assembly. Lineage: Eukaryota; Viridiplantae; Streptophyta; Magnoliopsida; Malpighiales; Salicaceae.
AUGGCUUAUACCUACUCCUGUUUCGUUCAUGUGGGCAAGUUGCGUGAGCAAGUUGGAUGUCACAGAUUCUCCUCCUCCCCUUUUCUCCCAAAUUCCUCUCCUUUUCUCUCUAGGGUUUGUCCCCAUCACCACAUCUCCGCGUUGAAUUAUUAUUGUUAUGAUCGAGGAGAAGACAUGGCAGCGGGCAUGGAUUUUUCGCCACCAUUUACAGUACUAGAAGGCGGUUGUAAUAAAGACAGCAAUAAUAAAAUCACCACCAAUGUGUCAGAGAAUCAAAACGCUGAGAAUUUAGACACUCUUAAACAAUCUACCAAUGGUAAACCUCCAAGACAUCUCCGUCAAAGUAUGGACUCCAUCCGAUUGCUGAACGCCGCUGAUCUGGUAAGAAAGAAAGAAGCGCUUGAUGUUGGGGUUGGAGUCGUGAUUAGUAAUUCACCGGCUGAUGAAAAAUCGGAGUUUUUGCCGUUGUUUCGAUCGGGAAGUUGUGCUGAAGGAGGGCCAAAACAGUAUAUGGAAGAUGAACAUGUUUGUAUAGAUAAUCUUGUUGAUCAUCUAGAUGCCACGGAGACCGCGGCCGCCAUGGCGAACUGCCCUUCUCCCGGAGCUUUUUAUGGGGUGUUUGAUGGGCACGGAGGGACAGAUGCGGCGUCGUUCGUGAAAAAUAAUAUUCUGAGGUUUAUAGUUGAGGACUCUCAUUUUCCGAUUUGUGUGGAGAAGGCGAUUAAGAGUGCUUUUCUGAAAGCUGAUUAUGCAUUUGCAGAUGAUAGUGCACUUGACAUCUCUUCUGGCACCACUGCGUUAACUGCUCUUAUAUUUGGAAGGACAUUAAUAAUCGCCAAUGCUGGGGAUUGUCGAGCAGUGCUGGGGAGGCGAGGUAGAGCAAUUGAGAUGUCCAAAGACCACAAACCUAACUGCACAUCAGAAAGACUAAGAAUUGAGAAACUUGGGGGUGUCAUCUAUGAUGGCUACCUCAAUGGCCAAUUAUCUGUUGCACGUGCCCUUGGUGACUGGCACAUGAAGGGCCCUAAAGGUUCGGCCUGCCCUUUAAGUGCUGAGCCUGAAUUGCAGGAAACAAAUUUGAGUGAAGAUGAUGAGUUCUUGAUCAUGGGCUGUGAUGGCCUGUGGGAUGUAAUGAGCAGCCAGGGUGCUGUGACAAUUGCUAGGAAAGAACUGAUGCUCCAUAAUGAUCCCGAAAGAUGCUCAAGAGAGCUGGUCAGGGAGGCACUCAGACGCAAUGCAUGUGAUAAUCUAACGGUGAUUGUUAUUUGUUUCUCCCCAGAUCCACCUCCUCGGAUAGAAAUCCUGCAAUCCCGAGUUCGGAGGAGCAUAUCAGCCGAAGGCUUGAACUUACUGAAGGGUGUUCUGGAUAGUAACUCAUGA